Molecule: messenger RNA, 12262 nt
Organism: Scleropages formosus (Asian bonytongue)
Lineage: Eukaryota; Metazoa; Chordata; Actinopteri; Osteoglossiformes; Osteoglossidae
Gene: unc80
Product: unc-80 homolog (C. elegans)
Exons: 65
Coding region: 124-10164 (3346 amino acids)
Biological process (GO): monoatomic cation homeostasis
Cellular component (GO): cation channel complex; axon
Molecular function (GO): monoatomic cation channel activity
Source: RefSeq, a predicted model, not a curated record
CGUCCGCUGCUGCUGUCGCCGCCGCCGUUGCCGCGCGCGCUCUGCGCAGCCAUCUUACACCUGGGCGCGCACCCCGCGCACUGCAGCGAACGAGCGAGCGAGCGAACCCCGGCCGGCGCCGCGAUGGUGAAGAGAAAGAGCCUGGAGGACGGGGAGCAGGAGAGCUGUCGCGGAAUCCCGUUCCCGAUACAGACUUUCCUGUGGAGGCAGACGAGCGCGUUUCUCCGGCCAAAGCUGGGCAAGCAGUAUGAAGCCUCCUGCGUGUCCUUUGAGAGAGUUCUGGUAGAGAACAAGCUCCAUGGGCUCUCCCCAUCGCUGUCAGAAGCCAUCCAGAGUAUUUCACGCUGGGAGCUGGUCCAGGCGGCGCUGCCCCAUGUGCUCCACUGCACUGCCAUCUUGCUCUCCAACAGGAACAAACUGGGCCACCAGGAUAAGCUUGGUGUUGCAGAAACUAAGCUGUUACACACUCUCCACUGGAUGCUGUUGGAGGCAGCACAAGAGUGCCACCAGGACCUUAGUUUGGGACAUGGCUGGUUGGCUGGCAGUAGCAAUGCCUUCCAGCAGCCUUAUGGCAACCAAGGCUCUCCAGAAGCCAGGCCAGGCCACAGCAGCUCACUGGACGAGGAUGAGCAUGCCCGUGCCAAGCUCUUCCACAAGAACAUGGCCACCGUAGAACUCUUUGUCUUUCUCUUUGCCCCACUCAUCAACCGUAUCAAGGAAUCAGACUUGACCUUUAGACUGGCCAGCGGCCUGGUGAUUUGGCAGGCCAUGUGGGAGCAUCGGCAGCCUGAGGUCCCGAUCUUCUCUGCGCUCAUCAAGCCUGCACGGAGCAUUGUAACAGCUAAGAGGAAUUCUCCAUCCAACAACCAGUGCAAUCCACGAGUGCCCAGCAACCCUGGACCUAUGGGUUUUCAGGUUGUAUGUGAAACUGCUCAGUCAGAUUCUUCUCCUGCCCUGGCUGGCAGGCAGAGUUGUCGUCGUGGCAACUCUGUGGAAGCAGGAGGCCCUUCCCAGCAGGUUCCCCUUGACGAAGGGGUCUUACGAAAGAAGUCUCCCACUGCCAUUCCCAUGGGGCAGCGCUCCCGUUAUGCUACCUACUUUGAUGUUGCCGUGAUGCGCUGCCUAUUGCAGCCCCACUGGACAGAGGAAGGCGUACACUGGGCACUCACCUUUUAUCUACAGCGCCUUCGCCAAAUCUUAGAAGAAAAGCCUGAGCGACCUACUGAGCCACUGUCGGUGCCUCUGCCUCGCCCUCGCAGCAGCUCUAUGGUGGCAGCUGCACCCUCUCUGGUCAACACACACAAGACUCAGGGCAUGACCUUGAAGUGCAAUGAGGAAGAGAAAUCCUUGAGUGCUGAGACCUUUUCCAAGGUAUCCAUGACCAACCUAAGGAGGCAAGCAGUCCCUGAUCUUGCUUCUGACCUAGGGAUGAACAUCUUCAAAAAGUUUAAGAAUCGGCGCGAGGACCGGGAGCGGAAGGGCUCUAUUCCCUUCCACCACACAGGCAAGAAGCGCCAGCGUCGCAUGGGAGUCCCCUUCUUACUCCACGAGGACCAUCUUGAUGUCUCGCCCACCAGGAGCACCUUUUCUUUUGGCAGCUUUUCUGGCCUGGGGGACGAUCGCCAGCGACUAGAACGCGGUGGAUGGCAAGCAACCAUAAUGGGGAAAUUUACGAGGCGCGGCAGCUCUGAUACGGCCACUGACAUGGACAGCCUGAGUGCCAAGCACUCGCACUCACACCACACCUUGCUGAGGGACAUGCCUGACCACUCCAACAGUCACAGCGACAACACCGUCAAGGAAGUUCGCUCCCAGAUCUCCACCAUCACCAUGGCGACUUUCAACACCACAGUGGCGUCCUUUAAUGUGGGCUAUGCCGACUUCUUCACGGAGCACAUGAAAAAGCUGUGCAACCCCCUGCCACCUACUGAGCUUCCCACCGAGCCACUGGCCUGUACCAACCUGCCUCGCAGUCUUACUGAUUCCUGCAUCAACUACUCGUGCCUAGAGGAUGGUGAAAACAUUGAGGGCACCAACAGCUUCAUCCUGAAGAAUGGAAUGCUGGACCUGACUGCUGUAAUACGUGCUCUGUACUCCGUGCUGGUCCACGACAUCAGCUCUCGCAUCUGCGAUGUGGCACUCAACAUCAUUGAAUGUCUGCUUCAGCUGGGUGUGGUCCCCAGUGCCACAUGCAAGUCUGGCAGGACCGAUGACAAGGAGAACAAGGAGGCCCGCCCAAAGGAGAACGCCAACCAAAUCUCCAGUGUUGCUCAAUGGAGCAUGUCUGGAGCCACUGGCGGUACGCCUGGUGGAGGUGGUGGUGGUGAUGGUGGUGGUGGUGGAGGGGGUGGAGGUGGAGGCAGAGGAGGUAGUGAAGAUGAGGUUAAGAAUAACAAGGACAAAGAGACCAAGGAGGUUGGUUCUUCUCUGAGUACACACCGUCUGGCCCUCACAAUGCUUAUCAAGAUUGUGAAGUCUCUGGGCUGUGCGUAUGGCUGCGGUGAAGGCCACCGUGGUCUCUCGGGGGACCGUCUGCGCAUGCAGGCCCAGAGCUGUCUGACCAGGCUUUACAAACUGGACAAACUACAGUUCCGCCAGACCAUGAGAGAGUAUGUCAGCAAGGACUCACUUAACAACGUUGUGGAUUUCUUGCAUGCACUGCUGGGCUUCUGCAUGGAGCCCAUCACAGACAAUAAGGCAGGGUUUGGAAACAACUUCACCACAGGGGACAGCAAGUCUGUGGCCCAGAACAUGGAGGCUGUGGUUGUGGGCUGCAUGUUCAAGUCCCUGAUAACACGCUGUGCUUCCACCACCCAUGAGCUGCACAGUCCAGAGAACUUGGGCCUGUACUGUGACAUCCGCCAACUAGUGCAAUUUAUAAAGGAGUCCCAUGGCAAUGUGUUCCGGCGAGUUGCGCUGAGUGCCCUCCUGGACAGUACUGAGAAGCUCACCACCACAAAGAAGACAGAGGAGAAGGAGGAGGCCAAGCCCACCGGGCCCAGAAGGUCUGAGCCAGGAGCUGCUGGAGAGAAGGGUCAGCCCUCCACUACGGCAGAUGAGUGCCGGAGUCUCAUCUCCAGCCGCCCUCCACAGACUCCCGAGCAUGAAGAGCAGAUCCCAGGGGCACUGCUGGGCAGGAAGGACUUCUGGAGGAAGAUGUUUAAAUCCCAGAGUGCAGCAAGCGACACGAGCAGCCAGUCGGAGCAGGACACGUCCGAGUGCACCACAGCCCACUCGGGUACCACCACAGACCGGCGCUCGCGAUCCCGCUCCCGCCGCAUUUCCCUACGCAAGAAGCUCAAGCUACCCAUUGGCAACUGGCUGAAGCGCUCGUCCUUGUCCGGUCUGACAGAUGGUGUGGAGGACUUGUUGGACAUCAGCUCUGUGGACAGGCUGUCCUUUAUCCGGCAGAGCUCCAAGGUUAAGUUCACCAGUGCAGUGAAGCUGUCAGAGGGGAGUGCAGCAGAGUAUGGCCGGGACGAGGAGGAGAAUUUCUUCAAGCGGCUCGGUAAAUGGCGGUCCGGCCGGCGGAACCCAUCCAAGCUCCACCACACAGAAGAGAAAGAUGGGUGCCACGGGUUCCAGGAGCGGCUGGCUGCAAGCCAAGAGGCCAUGAAGAACAAGAAUGUAGUGAACCUUGGUGCCAUCAGGCAGGGCAUGAAACGUUUCCAAUUCCUUCUCAACUGCUGUGAGCCAGGUACCAUCCCAGAUGCUUCCAUACUGGCAGCUGCCCUGGACCUGGAAGCUCCUGUUGUAGCGCGGGCCUCUCUCUUCCUGGAGUGUGCACGCUUUGUUCACCGAUGUAACCGUGGAAAUUGGCCUGAGUGGAUGAAGGGCCACCACGUGAACAUCACUAAGCGGGGACUGUCCAGGGGCCGCUCCCCCAUAGUGGGCAACAAGAGGAAUCAGAAACUGCAAUGGAACGCUGCCAAACAUUUCUGCCAGUGGGCUGAUGCCAUUGGCACACGUCUGAGUGAGCUUUGUCACUCGGACAGCGAGAGCCCUGCAAACAUCCUUGGCUUUAUAUAUGAUGAGGAGACCAAGAGACGUAUGCGUAAAGAUGAUGAAGAGGAGGACUUCCUUGAUGACAAUACAGUGAACCCAACAAAGUGUGCCUGCCCAUUUGCCCUGAAGAUGGCAGCCUGCCAGCUGCUGCUGGAGAUUACCACGUUCCUAAGGGAAACGUUCCCAUGUUUACCUCGGCCUCGUACUGAGCCCCUAGUGGAUUUGGACAGCUGCCGGUUACGACUGGAUCCAGAGUUGGGUCGUCACCGGUAUGAGAGGAAAAUCAGCUUUGCUGGAAUCCUGGAUGAUGAGGAUGGCCAUGACUCCCUGAACAGUAGCAGCCACACCCUCAAGUCCGACACAGGAUGUGAUGACAAAAAGUCGCAGGAGCCUCUGGCUCCCAUAAGAAAGAUUCGCAUCGGAGGCUCCCGCCAUCUGCAAAUCAAGGGUGCCCAAAGCUUCCGGGUGAAGAAGGGUGGCUCCCUGUCAUCUAUUCGUAGAGCUGGCAGCCUGAAGAGCACUAAGAUGUCCCGGCAAGAUUCGGAGUCAGAGAAUGAAGAAGGACUGUUGUCCCAGAGCAGAGAUACAGUCACAGACAUUGGAAGCCCAUGGAGCACAAGCGAGCCCAGCAUUGAGCCAGAGGGUUUGAGCAGUGGUGGGCUGGAGGACAACUACCAUCGUAACAUGUCAUGGUUGCAUGUUAUGAUCCUGCUGUGCAACCAACAGAGCUUCAUUUGUACCCAUGUGGACUUCUGCCAUCAACGCUGCUACCAACGUCACAAUCGCUCCUGUGCCCGACUUGUGCGAGCCAUCAAGCUGCUGUAUGGUGAAACAGUAGACAGCUUGCGUGGUGAUGGCUAUGCUGUCAACAUUGGGACCCGUGCUAAGAAGUCAAAAGAGUGCUCGGACAAGUCUUGCCUCCGGACGCCAUCCAUGAAGAAGCGGCCCUCAGACAGCAAUGCUGAGGGGAAGAAGGACACUGGCAUGCUCAAAUACAUUCGCAACCAGGUGAUGAGCCUGUCUCCAGCACCUCUGUCCUUGCUCAUCAAAGCAGCACCAAUUUUAACAGAGGACAUGUAUGGAGAUGUUCAGCCAGCAGCCUGGGAGCUUCUUCUAAGUGUAGAUGAGCACAUGGCAGCUGCAGCUGCUGCCAUGUUCCUGCUGUGUGCUGUGAAGGUACCUGAUGCAGUCUCUGACAUGAUGAUGGCAGAGUUCCACCACCAGGAGGCAAGCCAGCGGAUUAAUUCGGUGCUGAAAUUCUACACACUAUGGCGGUUUCGGUACCAGGUGUGGCCUCGAAUGGAAGAGGGAGCUCAGCAGAUCUUCAAGAUUCCUCCACCUAGCAUCAACUUCACGCUGCCCUCCCCAAUUCUGGGUAUGCCAUGUGUUCCCAUGUUUGACCCACCCUGGGUACCCCAGAACACAGGGAGCGUCCAGGAUCCAAUCAGCGAGGACCAGUCUAAAUCCUUCUCCGCACGAGCAGUGUCACGCUCCCACCAGCGAGCUGAGCAUAUUCUGAAGAACCUACAGCAAGAAGAAGAGAAACGGCGCUUGGGCCGUGAAGCUAGCAUCAUCACAGCUAUCCCCAUCACUCAGGAGGCAUGCUAUGAGCCCACCUGCAGCCCACCCCCAGAGCAGGAGGAGGAAGUAGAAGAAGUGGUAAACCUGGCUUCCCGCCGGCUGUCUGUUAGCCCCUCAUGUGCCUCCAGCAACUCGCAUCGAAACUAUUCCUUCCGCAGGGGCUCUAUGUGGUCUGUGCGCUCCAUUGUUAGUGCUGAAGAUGAAGAGAACACCACAGAGCACACACCCACCCACCAUGUACUGCAGCCUCCCCAGGCAGUGUUCCCAGCAUGCAUCUGUGCUGCUGUGCUGCCCAUCGUCCACCUGAUGGAGGACGGAGAGGUACGGGACGAUGGCGUCGCAGUGAGUGCAGUGGCUCAGCAGGUCCUGUGGAAUUGUCUGAUUGAAGAUCCAGCGCUGGUGCUCAGACACUUUCUGGAGAAGCUCACUGUCAGCAACAGACAGGAUGAGCUGAUAUACAUGCUGAGGAAGCUGUUGCUCAACAUUGGGGAUCUGCCAGCUCAAACGUCUCACAUUCUCUUCAACUACCUGGUGGGACUUAUAAUGUACUUUGUGAGGACGCCAUGUGAGUGGGGCAUGGACGCCAUCUCAGCCACGCUGACUUUCCUGUGGGAGGUGGUGGGCUAUGUGGAGGGACUCUUUUUCAAGGACUUGAAGCAGACAAUGAAGAAGGAACAAUGUGAGGUCAAGCUGUUGGUCACAGCCUCCAUGCCAGGAACCAAGACCCUGGUGGUUCAUGGACAGAAUGAGUGUGACAUCCCCACCCAGCUGCCUGUGCAUGAAGACACACAGUUUGAAGCACUGCUUAAGGAGUGUCUAGAGUUCUUCAAUAUUCCUGAGGCUCGGUCUGCUCAUUACUUCCUCAUGGACAAGCGCUGGAACCUUAUACACUACUCAAAGACCUAUGUGCGGGAUAUAUACCCAUUCCGGAGGUCAGUGUCUCCCCAGCUGAACUUGGUUCACAUGCUACCAGAAAAGGGCCAAGAUCUAAUCCAGAAACAGGUGUUCUCUCGGAAGCUGGAGGAGGUCGGCCGUGUGCUGUUCCUCCUUGCCCUCACACAGCACAUGCCCUCAGUACACAAGCAGUCCCAUGUCUCUAUGCUGCAGGAAGACCUGCUACGCUUACCCUCCUUCCCACGCACAGCCAUUGAUGCAGAAUUCUCCCUCUUCAGUGAACCCCAAGGCAAGGAGCUGUUUGGGCUGGAUACUCUCCACAAAGUGCUGUGGAUCAAACUGCUGGAAGAGAUGUUCCUGGGCAUGCCUAGUGAAUACCCCUGGGGAGAUGAAAUUAUGCUGUUCCUCAAUGUGCUCAAUGGAGCCCUUUUGCUGCACCCAGAGGACAGUGCCCUCCUCAGGCAGUAUACUGCCACUGCCAUCAACACAGCUGUGCACUUCAACCACCUCUUCUCCCUCAGUGGCUACCAGUGGAUAUUGCCCACUAUGCUGCAGGCUUACGCCGACUACGAGGGCAAUCCGCUGCUGCGCCAAGGCAUAGAGUUCUGCUGCCGACAGUUCUAUGUCCUGCACCGUAAGCCCUUCAUCCUGCAGCUGUUUGCCAGUGUGGCCCCACUGCUGGAGUUUACGACCAGCACAAGCACAGGGCUGUCAAAAGGCGUGUCAGCGCAGUGCCUGUUCGACCUGCUUGUGUCCCUUGAGAGAGAAACCCCAGACACUCUGGAUGCUCUGGAGCUGGUCAAGGCUGAAAAGCCCUUACGCUCCCUGGAUUUUUGUUAUGGCAAUGAAGACCUUGCCUUCUCCAUCAGUGAAUCAAUCAAGCUGUGUGUGACUGUGGUAGCUUAUGCACCCGAGUCCUUUAGGAGCCUGCAGAUGCUGAUGGUGCUAGAAGCCUUGGUCCCCUGUUUCCUGCAGAAGCUGAAGAACAACACCAUGGCCCUGGAGUCUGCAUCAGCAGCCCGCGAUGAGAUUGCAGCCAUCGCUGCCCUCGCCACCUCCCUGCAAGCUCUGCUGUACAGCGUGGAAGCCCUCACUCGACCUAUGACAGCACCCCAGAUGAGUCGGUGUGACCAGGGGCACAAAGGAGCAACUGCUGCCAACCACACCUUGUCAGGAGGGGCCAACACCAGGUGGGACAACCUGCACCUUCUGGAGGAGGGACAGGGCCUGCCAAGGGAGGAGCUCGAUGAGCGCAUUGCACGUGAGGAGUUCCGUCGUCCUCGUGAGUCCCUGCUCAACAUCUGCACUGAGUUCUACAAACACUGUGGCCCACGGCUGAAGAUCCUGCAGAAUGUAGCGGGGGAGCCACGCGUCACAGCCCUGGAGCUACUAGACGUCAAGUCCCACAUGAGGCUGGCAGAGAUUGCCCACUCGCUGCUGAAGCUGGCCCCCUAUGAUACACUGACCAUGGAAAGCCGUGGCUUGCGGCGCUACAUCACAGAGAUGUUGCCCAUCACAGACUGGGCUACCGAGGCAGUUCGGCCUGCCCUCAUUCUCAUCCUCAAGAGACUGGACCGCAUGUUCAACAAGAUCCACAAGAUGCCCACGCUAAGGUGCGCUCGCCCGCAAGCUCUGUGCACCAGGAGACAGGUCGAGUGGGAGGCUGCAAGCAGUCUGAUUGAGGGCAUCUGCCUGACCCUGCAGCGCCAACCUAUCAUCUCCUUCUUGCCCCAUCUGCGUUCUCUCAUCAAUGUGUGUGUUAAUCUGGUGAUGGGUGUUGUAGGUCCUUCCAGUGUGGCAGAUGGGCUACCCCUGCUCCACCUGAGCCCAUACCUUUCACCCCCUCUCCCCUUCAGCACAGCUGUGGUUCGCCUGGUGGCUCUGCAGAUACAGGCUCUAAAGGAUGACUUUCCUCUCAGCCAUGUAAUUUCACCGUUCACCAAUCAGGAGAGACGGGAGGGGAUGCUGCUCAACCUCUUGAUUCCAUUUGUACUAACAGUGGGGUCAGGAAGCAAAGACAGUCCACACCUGGAGCAGCCUGAAGUGUUUCUGCUCCUCCAGACUGUUAUCAAUAUUCUUCUGCCACCACGCAUUAUCAGCACAUCCCGCAGCAAGAACUUCAUGCUGGAGAGCUCGCCUGCCCACUGCUCUACCCCAGGUGACACGGGCAAGGACCUGCGUCGGGAAGGUCUAGCUGAGUCCACUAGCCAGGCUGCAUACCUUGCUCUCAAAGUGGUGCUCGUGUGCUUUGAGAGGCAGCUGGGGAAUCAGUGGUACCGCCUCAGCCUGCAGGUGAAAGAGAUGGCCCUACGGAAGGUGGGCGGCCUGGCCUUCUGGGACUUCAUUGACUUCAUUGUGCGCACACGCAUCCCCAUAUUUGUCCUGCUGCGGCCCUUCAUCCAGUGCAAGCUGCUGACCCAACCAGCUGAGUCACAGGAGGAGAUUACAGCCCGCCAUCACAUCGCUGACCAGCUGGAACGUCGCUUCAUCCCCCGGCCCCUGUGCAAGAGUUCACUCUUUGCCGAGUUCAACAAUGAGCUCAAAAUCUUGAAGGAGGCUGUUCACAGCGGCUCUGCCUAUCAGGGCAAGACAUCCAUCAGCACAGUGGGCACUUCCACAUCAGCUUACCGGCUGAGCUUGGCCACCAUGUCACGCUCCAACACAGGCACGGGCACGGUGUGGGAGCAGGACAGCCAGCCGUCACGCCAACCAUCACAGGACACACUGAGCCGAACCGACGAGGAUGAAGAAGAAAAUGAUUCUGUGAGCAUCCCCAGUGUGGUGAGUGAUCAUGAGGCCUUCAUACCCAGCAUCAUUACCCAACGCCGCUUCUCCAGCCAUGCCACAGGAAGUUGUGCCUCACAGCCAGAGCCUGGAAUGAAUACUAUGCUGCCCAGCCACAGUGAACCCAAUGUGCUAGAUGAGUCCCAAGGGAUGCUGGAGGAGGGUAACCUUUCUAGGGUGGCCAGCGUGCAGAGUGAGCCUGGCCAACAGAACCUCCUUAUCCAACCACCUCUUGGUCGCAAAAGAGGUCUGAGACAGCUACGACGCCCCCUACUGUCCAUGCAGAAGAUUCAAAAUGAACCACGUGGUCGUCCUGGAGCUCGCCUCUCCACAACACGAAGGAGCAUUCAGCCCAAAAACAAGCCUUUAGAAACUUUAAUGGACUGCGAAGCAAACACAGAGCAGAAGAGGUCAGUCACUUUCACCGAGUCCCAACCCAGUAUAGCCGUCACCUCCCCCUCAACAUCCAGCAAGGGCGUUCCGUCUGAGAGUAAAAGGCUGAGCCCUGCCUCACCUGCCUCACCUGCCUCCCCUGCCUCUUCCUCUGCAACCUGCACUGCUGAUCUGCACGACCCUACCUGGAGUCAGGUGUCUGGUACACCUGAAAGGAGUGAAAAGAAAGAGCAGAAGGGGUUUUGGAGCACCUUGUCCCCUUCUCCCCGUUCAACCCCUACCCCUCCAUCCUGUUCUCCACUCCCUCCCCCUCUUCCUGUCCUGGAGACCCCGAGCCAUAUUGCAGAUAGCCCGGAGGAUGAGGAGACCUCGGUCCUGCUGCAGCACUCCGACACAUUGCUGCACAUCAGUGAAGAAAAUGGCACAGAGAACCCUCUGCUGUCACCACUACUAUCUCCCCUGCCUCUCUCUCCUGUUGACCUGGACCUGGAUGAGUCCCAUGUCUGAGAGCUUUGCAUUUCUCAGUCUACCUGUCACUAAUAACAUAGAAUUGCCCCUCUGUCCUUUUUGUCUCCUUCAUGCAGCAUAUCAACAUGAGAUACCUAGAUGAGGUGUUUUCAAAACACAUCAUAGCUAUGAUUCCUGAACAUCUCACGAAGCCUCCAAACCCUAUCAUUCGAGCUCAUUCUAGAUACAUAACCAAUAAUGUGGGCUAGUCCUAGUAGUAUGUUCCUGUUACUUGAUGGCACAGUCACUGUCACACAGAAAUGAAUACACCUUUACUGUGCAAGACAUUACACCUCUUUUUUUCAGUCAUUUGGGGUGGUAGAAUAUAGCUGUGAUGAUGUACCACAUCCGACUGAAUCCCCAUAAUGUCAUGAGAAUCCUGUCUCUACAUUUGACCAGAAAGACCAUUGUUCUUUUGUGCUUACCUUGUUUUUAUCUGUCAUGCCAUGCAGAAAGAAGCAUUGGUUGUCCCUGCUUCAACAGUAUUUCUACUGCAUAUCUCAGUAAUUGUAGCUAUAUAUGCACCUGGGCUUUCUAAUGCAGUGACACUGCAAAAAACUGGUGGGGAAAGACUCUGUGAAGGGAUGUUUACGGGUGGCAUUAAGCACUACUGGGUUCAGCUGGUUCGUUUGUCCCUCCACCUAUACAUAAAAUUUAGAGAAAAAUCUUUUUUUUAAGCUGAACAAAUGCUGUAGUAAUCAUUUGGUAACGUUUGCAUAAAAAUCAUAUUGUGUAUAAUUCACAUAAGAGUAUUAAAGAAAGUUGAUAUUUUGUUAUUAUAGAUGAAAUAUAUGAUUAUUUUAGAUAAUAUUCAUAUUUUCCUGCCUAGAUAACUAGUCCAUUUUAUGAUACAUAUAUUGGUGCCAGCACUGUAAUGAGUUGUGUAGUUGUUAAGAGUUGGUACCUUGCAAUCCAGUCUGAAUCUCCACUGCCGCUGAAGUAUCAUUCAGCAAGGCACUUCUGAAUUCAGUAAAAAUUACUCAGCUGUAUCAUUGGCUAAAUCAUUGUUAGUGACUUACUGGUCACAAUUCUUAGUGUACAACUGGAAGCUGCCUUGGACAAUGGUGUUAACGUGCUGAAUGGUUGUUGUCUUUUAUUUCGUUAGCUUACGUGUGGGACGCAGUGGUCCUUAUUUUGUGACAAGUUACAGGGACAGCUGACAGAGAAUGUUUUUAUAAUAGGCUCCCUCAGUUCCUUCAUGAGUUACCUCUCUUUUACCCAUGCCUUAAACCUAAGCCAUAGGAAUAUACCUAAACAGUCACGUGGAAAUUACUGUAAUUGAUUUUGCUGUAUCUGGUGUGUCUGAGAGGGACUGUGGAAUGAAAGGUAUUGACUAUUGAAACAUAUACAUAAGUGAUGUAUUGUGGGUGUAGCCUAUCCAUGCAGCCAAGUUUUUAGAGAGUGAGAAGUAACAGACAGGGGUUCUCAGUUUGAUUGAAAUAUGUUUCAUAAUAGGAUCUCAUUUUUGUGUUGUGUCCAGAUUCCAGUAAAGGAGGAAACAGAAAAUUUACAUUGAAAGACUGAUGGAAUGUUCUCAUCCUGGAAUCAUCUGUGUGUACACACAGAUACCCCCCUGCACUGUGACCAGUCUAGUUUUGUGAGUGUUUCCUGGGCUCUCAUCUUCAGUGCUUUUGUACUUCAUGACCUUUAGACUGGAAUUUAGCAUCUUCCGGACCUUUGUCCAUUUUGUUGACGUGUCCUGUUUUCUGACUGGUUCUAUAAGCAUUUUUUAAUUACUGCAUACUAAUAUUGAAGUGUACUGUAGAGUCUUAAAUCAGUGUAUUAUUUGCAGUGUGUCAAUUUUACCAUUUGAAUAUCAGUUCCACUGAAAUAUAUUUUCCUCAAUGUAGGACAUGGUUCAGAAAAUGAAUGUUGAAAAAGUAAAAAGCAAACAGCCCUUCUGCACCUUAGCAAUCAGAGUUGAAAUCAUAAGCAGUUGGUUAUUCAAUAUUAUAAAUGUGAGUUUAUGUAAUACUGUUGUAGUUUCUCAUUUUAAUUCUCAGACAGGGCUGUGACUGUAGAUUCAAGGAACCACCUAUAGGACAUACAAGUAAUCAGACCUUGAACUGGGUCAGUGUGGGCUGAGAUUGGAGUUUGA